Messenger RNA from Seminavis robusta, 675 nucleotides. Lineage: Eukaryota; Bacillariophyta; Bacillariophyceae; Naviculales; Naviculaceae. The record is from the annotation of a GenBank genome assembly.
AUGAAGCUUCUAAAACAGUUCAUGACAAAGACUCUUCGUCGCAGGUCCUCUUCUCCCGGUACUUCAGCAGCUGUGAGUAGCAGUGGCAGUAGCAACGAGCUGUCUUCGCCUUGUCGCAAGAGGAGGGCUACCUUGGGUAUUAUCAGAAAGAAGAGCAGCAUGGGUACCUGUUCUACUAAUGACGAAACAAGUCAUCACUCCCUGACAUCCGUGGGGAGCACUUCCGAGGCAGCAUGGCGUGUAGAACAAAUUCGCGAUGCUCCUCCGGCCGAGACUGACUGGUGGAAGAACCAAGACGAGUUAACAAACACUGAAGAUGACACCACCUGGCCAUUAAACAGUAGUGGAGCCUCGGGUGAGAGCGUGGACGAAAGCAUUGAAAAGAAAGCCUUUGAUGGUGACAGCAGCAGCGGUACCAGUAGCUCCACAAAGGUGUUUCACAACUGCGGUUUCGAAACCUGGGAAGCGGCAAGGGCUGCUUGGACUGCUAAACCAGCUGACGAUGCCGCCAGCAGAAGUGCCUCAGUCACCAAGCAGCAACCUGUCAACCGAAAGGAGCUCGGAAAGAUGUUGUCUAAAGCAAGCUCUCUGAGGACGUAUGAACUGCCACGCAAGAUGCCUUUGAAAAAUUUGGUCGAGUCGUAUGUGGUGGUCUGGAAUGGAGAUGAUAUGUAG